Pecten maximus is the source of this 2145-nucleotide messenger RNA. RefSeq names its product proline-rich extensin-like protein EPR1. The coding region runs from base 1 to 2145 and encodes 714 amino acids. The record is from RefSeq and is a predicted model, not a curated record. The transcript has a single exon. NCBI's taxonomy places the organism in Eukaryota, Metazoa, Mollusca, Bivalvia, Pectinida, Pectinidae.
AUGACACAGCAGAACCCGCACACACUCAACCACCACACCGGUCACAUUCAUACCUACACGAUACAACAUCUAUACCCUCACACAAUAACCCACCCACCUUCCCGGUCAUACCCACACCAGGACCACAUCGAGACCCUCACACAAGAACCACACACCGGCCCCGGCAGACCAACACAGACACAGCGAGACCCGCACACAAGCAAACCGCCACACCUGCCCCCGGCAGACCGACACAGACACAGCGAGACCCGCACACAAGCAACCCACACCGGCCCCGGCAGACGCCACAGGACACAGCCAGUACCCGCACACAAGCAACCACACACCGGCCCCGGCAGCCCGACACAGACCACAGCGAGACCCGCACACAAGCAACCACACACCGGCCCCGGCAGAAAGACAAGACACAGCGGAAAACCCCCACACAAGAACCGCACACCGGGCCCCCGGGAGACCGACACAGAACAGGAGACCGCACAAAGGGAACCACACACCCGGCCCCGGAGCCCCCAAAAGACACGCGGACCCGCACACAAGCAACCCCACACCGGCCCCGGGAGACCGAAAGAAAAACGAGACCCCCCACCAAAAACCCAAAAACCCCGGCCCCGGCGACCACAAGACAAAGCGAGACCCCCCAAGAACCGACCGGCCCCGGCGCCCACACAGACAAGGGGACCCGCACACAAAACAAACCCACACACCGGGCCCCCCCAGACCGAAAACAAGCGAGACCCGCACAAAAGAACCACACAGGCCCGCAGACCGACACAGAAAAGGAGACCCGGCACACAGCAACCACAACGGCCCCGGCAGACGAAAAGACAAGCGAGACCCGCCCAAAAAAACCACACACCGGCCCGGCGACCCACAACAGGGCAAGCGAGACCCGCACACAAGCAACCCCACACCGGCCCGGAGACCGCAAAAACAAGCGAGACCGCAACAAGCAACCAACACCGGGGGCAGACCCAACAGACAAGGGACCCGCACACAAACAACCAACAAACCCGGGCCCGGGAGACCGACACAGAACAGCGAGACCCGCCAACAAGAACGCACCCCGGCCCCCGGGGCCCCCAGACACAGCGAGCCCCACACAAGCAACCCCACACCGGCCCGGAGAGACCAAGACACAGCGGACCCGCAACAAGCAAACCCCCACCGGCCCCCCAGACCCCCAAGACACAGCGAGACCCGACACAAGCAACAAACACCGGCCCGGGAGACCCCACACGACAAAGGAGACCGCCAAAGAAACACAAACCCGGGCCCCGGGACCCACACAACACACACCCCCCAACAACAACCAAACCCCCCCCCGGGAACCCACACAAAAAGGAGACCCCACACAAGAACAACACCCCCCGGAGAAAACACAACAAAGCAGCCCCAAAAAAGCAACCCCGGCCCCCGGCAACACACAACACCCGAGACCCGACACAAGCAACCCCACCGGCCCCGGCAGACCACAAGGGCACAGGUACCCCCAACAAGCACCACAACCGGCCCGGCAGACCGAACAGACAAGCAACCCCACCAAACAACCACACACCCCCCCCACCACACAAACAGGGAAACCCCACAAACAACCCACCCCCCCCAACCGACAAACCGCAACCCCCCAAAACCACCCCCCCGGCCCGGGAACCCAACAACACACGAGACCCCCACACAAAACCCCACACCCCCGCGACCCACACAGACACAGCGAGACCCCCACACAAGCAACCCACACCGGCCCCCGGAAACCAACAAACACAGGAGACCCCCACACAAGCAAAAACCCCACACCGGGCCCGGAGACCAAAGACAAGCGAGACCCGCACACAAGCAAACCACACCGGCCCCCCAACCCAACAACCAGCGAACCCCCACACCAAACCAACCAACACCGCCCCGGCAGACCCACAACACAAAAGCGAGACCCGCACACAAGCAACCCACACCGGCCGGGCAGACCGACACAGACACAGCGAGACCCGCACACAAGCAACCACACACCGGCCGCGCAGACCGACACAGACAAAGCGAUACCCGCACACAAGCAACCACACACCGGCCCCGGCAGACCGACAAGACACAGCGAGACCCGCACACAAGCAACCACACACCGGCCCGGCAGACCGACACAGACAACGAUGA